This is a messenger RNA of Cylicocyclus nassatus, 2397 nucleotides long. NCBI's taxonomy places the organism in Eukaryota, Metazoa, Nematoda, Chromadorea, Rhabditida, Strongylidae. The record is from the annotation of a GenBank genome assembly.
AUGAAACGUGAUCGGAGCAUCGAAAUCACAGUGUGGUUGGGAGUUACUGCUAAUUUUGAAAUUAUGGGAGGUGAAGAUAUCGAAGAAAUUGUGAUAGAGUCUGACGAGGAAUUGCCUGAAAAAGAGGCUUCUGAGGACAAAAUCAAAGCAAAGACAAAUGGUGAAAACAAGUCUUCAUCCAAAGAACAGAAUGGUUCAAAGUCAACUACAAAGAAUAAAUGGGACUUUCUCAUGAAACCAUCGACAAGCAAGGUUAAGAGUGAAGUUAUCAGAACGACAGGCAAGGCCAAGGGUGAAGUGGUAAGCAUUGUAGAAACUGAUGCUUCAACAUCUACUGCGAAUUCCGCUAACAAAACCGAGGACAAGAAAGCUCAGAAGAUUGCAGCAAAUGAUGGUGUGAAAAUAAUGAAAAUAGCGGAAUUGGAAGUUGAACGUGACCGAGUGUUGAAAGAAGUUUUUGGUCAUAAGAAAUUCAAAAGCUCGCUUCAGAAAAAGGCUACAAAUUGUAUACUUUUGAGGAAAGCUGACGUGUAUGUCUCAUUGCCUACCGGAGCAGGAAAAUCUCUCUGUUACCAGCUCCCUGCUGUUGUUCAUGCGGGUGUCACGGUCGUUGUAUCUCCUCUUAUAGCCUUGAUAACGGAUCAAAUUGUGGCUUUGAAAGAGAAAGGUAUCCCUAGCGAGUCGCUUAACUCCAAACUGAGUGCUUCGGAGAGAACUCGCAUAAUAGAGGAUCUACGCAAUAGCAAGCCUACUCUAAAAUUGCUCUACAUAACACCAGAGGCUGCGGCUACUGAUAACAUGCGAAGAAUAUUGGCCUCUCUGCACAAACGGAACUUAUUGAGCUACUUUGUCGUUGAUGAAGCUCACUGCGUCACACACUGGGGCCAUGAUUUUCGUCCAGAUUAUCUCAAACUGAAAGCUCUGAGAGAUGUUUGUCCCAAUGUGCCCUGGAUAGCACUCACUGCUACUGCCAAUGUCAAGGCACAGGAUGACAUCAUUGAUCAGUUGAAGCUAAAACAUGUGCAAACUUUCAAAGCCUCAACUUUUCGUGGUAAUUUGUACUACGAUGUGUAUAUGAAGGAUCACCUCACCGUUGCACCAGAGCGUCAUCUUGCGGAGUUUAUUCUUCGGUGUCUAAAGGUUCCCAAAGAAAAAACAGAAGAGCUGGGGAAGUUUGUGAAAAAAGCUGCCUUAAAGCACGAAAAAUCUUCCUUUAUUUUCUCUUAUUUUCGGGUGUAUCAAGGGAGCGGUAUAAUCUACUGUCGCACCCGCGAUGAAUGCGACCAGGUAGCACAAAUGCUAAGCUUUGCACAUAUUCAAUGCCUCUCCUAUCAUGCGGGGCUCUCAAAUAAGAUGCGUGACGAAGUCCAGAACAAAUGGAUGACAAACGAGGUACCAGUGAUUGCUGCAACGAUAGCCUUUGGUAUGGGUAUCGACAAACCGGAUGUACGUUUUGUUGUCCACUGGACGUGCCCACAAAAUCUAGCUGCUUAUUAUCAAGAGAGUGGAAGAGCUGGCCGUGAUGGCCAGAGGAGCUAUUGUAGAAUAUACUACAGCCUAUCGGAUAAGGAUUUUCUGCAUUUUCUUGUCAGAAGGGACUUGGCUCUGCUGAAGGGUAAAGGUAUCAGUGAGGAGUCAAAAAAGCAACAAGCGGCGGCCAUGCAGCUUGGGUUGGAAAAGAUGGUGGACUAUGCAGAAGUGGCGCAUUGCCGUCAUGUGUGUUUUGCGAAGUACUUCGGAGAAAACGAUCUUCCUCCAUGUCGUCAACACUGUGACUUUUGCAAAGAUCCGAAAGGGACAAUGAGAAGGGCUUCUCAGUUUCAGACCGCUUGUACUUCAACUAAAAUGGCAAAAGCCUCUCGAGCAAAGCCGGAUGAUGGUGAAUUGUAUGGAGGCGGUAAACGCAGUUUUCGAGAGGACGACGAUUCGUACUGUAGUGGAGGGGAUGCAAUGGAGAGAUUGGAAAAGGAAGAAGCUGCUAGAAUGCGAGAAGUUGUGGCUAGCGAAUUUGCUAAGCGAAGAAAGCUGGAAGCGCGAGAAUCUGUCAAUGACGAUUACGUUCCGAGCACAGAAUAUCCUAUCAAGGAACCGAAAGCCAAAUUAGUGCCUAAUUUGCGACCUCAGCGCCGCGAGGAUGUUGUGCGCUUGAUAGGCUUGGCUUUGGAAGCCAACUGGCUCCUCUUUGAACGACCUUGCUCUACUAUUGACGCAGGAACAGCACUGGAAUGGUCUAUAUAUAGAAGUACGAAGUCAGUAACAGUGUAUCAACAUAAAACAGCGGCCAAGAUCGCGGAAAUCAAAAAACUGACGAAAGAAGGAGAACAUUUCCAAUUUGUUCCAGAACCAAACGGAUCGAACUCAUUUGUAUCAGCUGUUAGCAUGAUGGAAUCCGGCUAA